UCGCAGAACGAAAGUCUUUCAACAGGGAUCCCAAUCAGAUCCAAUUCGAUGUCAUCUUUCAUAAAAUUUGCCAUUCUUCCGAGUGUUGUUCUUUGUCAGGGUAUUCAGCUAAGCCUACAAUCUACUGGCCAAAGUAUGGCCCGUGGGGAUGAUUUGAUAGUGAAUAUUGAGCGCCCUAACUCCUUGACUGGAUCCCAAGAAAUUGGUAUCGCAAUUGGUAUUUCCAGCUGCCCAUCUGGAAUUUGUGAGGCUCCUGAUGCAUGCUUGGGAGCGAUUGUCUACAGUGGUCCAUUUAAACCAGCAUACCAUGAAAACAAAAAGUCACCCUUUCAGACUUUUGAACUUAUAAUUCCAUCUUCAAUGGAGCGGGGAAUGGCUCAGCUGAAUGUAGCCCACGCCUCAUUAGUUGGAGUAUGUGACAAAUUCUUUGAUAAACCUUUUUAUUUCCAAGGUUAUAUGCUAAUUUUAGUUGUCAUCAAGGCAAGCCCGUAUUUCUUCUGGGAGGCAUUGAACGAGACAAUUUUCGUUCAUUGA
This is a messenger RNA of Penicillium manginii, 534 nucleotides long. RefSeq lists its product as uncharacterized. The transcript has 2 exons. The record is from RefSeq and is a predicted model, not a curated record. The annotation marks the transcript as partial. Lineage: Eukaryota; Fungi; Ascomycota; Eurotiomycetes; Eurotiales; Aspergillaceae.